Messenger RNA from Paramacrobiotus metropolitanus, 4550 nucleotides. RefSeq lists its product as uncharacterized. Gene Ontology annotation, cellular component: cytoplasmic microtubule; beta-catenin destruction complex; catenin complex. The transcript has 13 exons. Lineage: Eukaryota; Metazoa; Tardigrada; Eutardigrada; Parachela; Macrobiotidae. Gene Ontology annotation, biological process: nervous system development; regulation of cell differentiation; pattern specification process. Bases 418 to 4407 code for a protein of 1329 amino acids. The record is from RefSeq and is a predicted model, not a curated record. Gene Ontology annotation, molecular function: gamma-catenin binding; beta-catenin binding; microtubule binding.
CGAUCAAUUUGAAAAGUGAUGAUUGAUCAGUCAAGCCUGCAUAUGUUUACCAAACGGCCAGCACACACAGGCGGAUUUUCGGUUUUUCAAUAUUUGCCACAGUAUUAUGCGCCGCUGACCAACUGUCUGUUUUGUUCCGCCACUUGACGGCGGCGUGAUAGUGCAUGCGUCGCUUUUUUCUCUCCCUUCUUCAUCGGCUGCCGCUGGAUUUUCCCGGAUUAUGCCUGCUUUUAUCGCUGUUUUUCCUGCGGAUUUUUGUUCCUUUGUGAUGGCGGAUAUUUUCCACGGAUGAUAGCAUCGGUUGAUCGUGUAUGCCUGGAGUGAUUUUUCAUUUUUGCCGUGUGUGAUAAGUGCGGUCCAGUGCGUUUGAUUUAAUUUAAUCGGGUCUUGCUGCUUAAUAUGAACCGGGCUAAUUAAAUGGCCAAUGAGCAGCCGGUCAGCCAGGGCCGGCCCGCCCCCUUUGGCCAGCUGCACUGCGCGAGCUAUGCCGUGCCUGGACCAGACAAUGGACGGCCCGCCCCGUUCGCGUUGUUUACCAGUGAAGAAUGCAGCAGUCUGUCUGCGCCGUGUGAUACAACCUCUCUGUCUGCGCAGCGUGAUUUAGCCUCUCUGCCUGCGCCGUGUGAUGGCACCGGUCUGCCUGCACAGCGUGAUUUAUCACAUGCACAGCACCGUGUGCGUGACGGCGCGACUAGCAGCAGCGUGAAUAUUCGGAAUAAUUCAAAUUGGCUAAUUCGGGAUGCGCAUGUGCCUGCCUGUGAUCUCUGCCAUCUUAUCCAGCAACUCUACUGUGAACGCGCGAUUUUGUGGAAGUGGCUGUACGAGAGUGUGGCGUGUGACGAGCAGACGGAGGACCAUCCCGCCGCGUCGUCGGAGCUGGUUAAUGGAUGGCCGCACCACAACAAUUCCCCGCAAUCACAUUCAUCCUCAUCCGCGGAAACGGUUGUUGUGCCUGACGCGUGGCCGUGUCCGGCCUCGGAGCCCCCGCCGCCCGUCCCGGCCGGUGUCGCCGGUCCGCCGUGUCCCUUUCCCUGGGCCGUAGUGCCGCCAUGCCAGCGGCUGCAGCAGAUUGACCGCGAGCUGUCCAAACUGCGCCAGCUACACUAUUUGACCGAGCGUGAUAAAGCCAUGAAGUCCGUGUCGAGCGGGUCCAGCAGCGCCAGCGCCGUCGGGACGGCCACCGUGCGGCCGCGCCGCCCGACGGAGGAAUUCAAUGGCCACGCGGCGCCCCCGCUGCCGCACCAUGCCGUGCCCGCGCUCAGCGAGGGCUCCGUGCUCCUUCUGCAGCGUGAGUCAUUCAUGGAGCUGUUAUCGAAGCUGCCGGCGUCGAUCGACCUGCUGCUGACCCUGAGCACGUCCCCCGAGAACUGCCUGGCCCUGACGCACUUCAGCGCCAUCCCCGUCGUCGUCGAACUGAUCCACGACGCCGGCCAGGGCUUCAGCGCCGCCGGCGGGCGGGAGGUGCGCGACAAGGCCGAGCGCGUCCUCAACCAGCUGGUCAUCAGCCAGAUCGAGGACAAACGCUGCCGCCGCGAGGUCUUCGUGCUGCGGAUGCUGGAGAAGCUCCGGCAGUACUCGUCACGGGUGCUGUACCAGCCGCAGAGCCUGACCAAAGACGAGGAGGACCUCCCGGAUGCCUUCCCCGUCCCGGCGUUGAGCGCCCUGUGCGAGAAGACCUUCGAGGCGGACUACCGGCACACCUUCUCCUAUUUAGGCGGCGUGCAGGCCGUGGCGGAGGUGCUGACGGUCAACUUUGAGCGCUACGACCACACCACGUCCCGCUACCACGCCAACAUCCGCAAAUACGCUUGUUUAAUUUUGACCAACGUCACCUGCGGCGACGGGAUCAAGAAGGCGGUGCUGUGCACGUCGCGCCGCUUCCUGGACGUCCUGGCGCUCCUGCUGACCGGCGGCCCGGAGGAUCUCCGCGGCAAGACCGCCGCCGUGGUGCGCAAUCUCAGCUGGAAGGCCGACGUCCACAGCCAGGAGAAACUGCGCGAGGCCAAGAUUGUGCCGGCGUUGUUGCGGGCGCUGAUGAAGGCGGAGCAGGCGGAGAACCACCUGGUGUCGAUGCUGUGCGCGCUGAACAAUCUGUCGGCGCACUGCGACGAGAACAAGAACGACAUGUGCGCCUACGAGGGCGCACUGGCGCGGCUGGUCGGCCUGCUCAAGCACAAACCCGCCACGGAUAAACUCGACGUCCCGGAGAACGCCGGCUCCGUGCUCUACCGGUUGUCCAAGAUUAUUGCUCACCGCGAAGAUUAUCGACAGAUUCUACGGGACCACCAGUGUCUGGACAUCCUCGUGGAGCACCUGCGCUCCCCGCACCUGGGCUGGGUGAGCAACGCGGUGCGCAUCAUCUGGGUGUUGAGCAGUCGCAGUCUGGAAGAUCAGCAGCAUCUGUGGGAUGUCGGCGCCGUGACGCUGCUGCAAACCCUGUCCACAUCCAAAUACCCGGCCAUCGCCGAGGGCAGCGGCCGCGCCUUCCGCCACCUGAUGGCCGCCGUCCGCGGGGAGGGCGGCCGCACGCGCAGCCUGCAGUCGCAUGCCUCCGUGCCCAGCAGUCCGCUGGUGGCGCGCCAGGAGAGGGGGCAUCCGGCCAAUCGCUCGUUGCGGGAUUUUCACCGGUUUAGGAGACCGGAUGUCCCGCCGCCGCAACAGCAGCAGCCGCGGCCCAUGAUGAAUCUCGUGGAUAAUAUUGCCAGACAGGUAGCCGGUGGUGAGACGCAGCCCUCCCCACCCACCAGCCCCGUGGCCCCCGCCCACCCCGCCACCCUGUACGACGCCGACGAGCCCAGCGACCUGGACGUGCCCGGCACCUGCGACGAGUUCGUGGACUUUACCCGCAAACAACCGCGCCAGCUGGACGACUAUAGCGCCCCGGAGACCGUCACCCGCUUCAGCACCGAGCGCACCCCCAAACCCCGCCCCGGGACCGCCGGCACCCCGCUGCGCAGCGUCCUGCACACCACCGCCAUCUCCACGGUGGGCUCGCGGGGCUCCAGUCCCGAUUCGGGGCCGGACGUGCCCACCCCGGCGAUCCGUGGCGGGGAGGACGCGACGGAGUAUAACAGUUGCGUGGCGAGCGGGACCAUGUCGCCGAAUAAUCUCAUGACGGAGAUGGAGCGGGAUGCGUUCUUUGAUGAGAUCCCGCCGUCGCCCAGCUUGAUGAACCGGUCGCCGCGGGCCAGGACGGGAAGGCGGAGGAUGCUGCCCACCCCGCCCGUGGAGCGGCCGGGCGGGAGGGCGGAGGCGGGGUUUAAGGAGGACGGGGUGGAGGAGAAGCCGGUUGUCUAUAAGGAUGAAGGCUUAUCGAAAGCCACGUCGCUGAGCAGUAUCGUCUCCUCGUGCCUGGUGGCCACCCACCCACCCCCCAAACCCCCGGCCCCCGCCGCGGGCGCCCCGCACCCCCCGCUGCCCAACGACCUCCACCCCGCUGCGCCCCGCCCCCUCCGCCGGCGCCCCGAACCCUCGCCCCCCGUCGCCGAGAAAAAAGAGGAGGAGGAACGGAAACCGGCGCAGUUUAAUGUGCUGGAGGGCUUCGCGGAGCUGAAGAAGAAGGUGGCGGAACGCAAAGCCAUCGUCGACGCGGAGAGCAGUCCGCUGGUCAACGGGGAGCGCUGCUCGCCGGAAGCGGAGAAAAACGGGAAGAUUGUGGAGAAGGACAAGGAGACGGGCGGGUUUAAUGUGGCCAGUAGUUUCGCGCUGCUGAUGAAUUCGGUUAAUGAGAAGAAGGCCAAAGCGGAGACGCCGGGCAAAGUGGAAGAGCCGGUGGUGGUUGUGGAGAAGAAACCGGAAGAAGAAGAAAAUCCGAUAAAGGAGACGACGGAAAAAGUGGAAGAUGAAGGAUACAGCGAGGUCUCCCCGAAAACCGAAGAAAAAUUAAAAGAAAAUGGUCAGAAGGAGGAGAAAGCCGACGGGAAGAAGAAGGUCAAGGAAAAAAGCCCCUCCGUCGAGAAAAAACCCUUGGAACCCAUCGCGGAGACAGCGGAACUCCCGCGGGAGGUCUCCGUCGUCCCGGAGCCCCGCCCCGAGCCGACGGCGUCCACCUCGACGGUCGUGGAGGACGACAACAAACUCUUAGCCGACUGCAUCUACGCCGCCAUGCCCGUCCGCAAACCAGUGCACCCGGUCAAAACGGACAAGAAACGCCGCCCGAAACCCCCGAAUCCCCGUUUAGCGGCCGCCGGGAAGACCUCCUCGCGCCACCGCCGCAUCGAGGACGCCAUGAAACGCACCGCCAGCGAGGGAGGCGCCGGAAGUCCCGCCGGACACCCUCCAGGAUCCGGGAGUCCCGCUGGACACCUCCGGGGUCCGGGAGCCCCGCCGGAGACCCUCCGGCCAGUCAGAGCGGGAUGCUGCGGUCCAAAUCCGUCGGGGAUCGCGCCGGGUUGCGGUUGGAAUUAAAAAGGGAUGAGGCGACGUCCCCGUUGGAUGGGGAGGAGGAGGUGAACGGGGGGAGGGACGGGAGUUCGCCGGAUCUCGGGGAUUUGUUGGAUGGACGCCGGGAGUGCGCCGUGGAGUCGCGGUUCACGUCCGAGGAGGAGGGG